Messenger RNA from Cucurbita moschata (crookneck pumpkin), 1053 nucleotides. Its product is annotated as chaperone protein dnaJ 20, chloroplastic-like. Bases 157 to 777 code for a protein of 206 amino acids. Gene Ontology annotation, cellular component: chloroplast. Lineage: Eukaryota; Viridiplantae; Streptophyta; Magnoliopsida; Cucurbitales; Cucurbitaceae. The transcript is spliced from 2 exons. The record is from RefSeq and is a predicted model, not a curated record.
ACCGUAACGGGGGAAGCCAAUUCAGACAAGAAAUUCACAGGAAUUUUUCUGCUUUUGCUCAUUCCGUACUUACUUCCGCAGUCGACGAACCAGCGAGUGGUGAAGGUUCAUCAGAGGAAGAUUUCAGUGACAUAAUCGGAAGAAGAAAUCACAGAGAUGCGUGGUUACGGUUUGGCUUUAUCUGGUACUGAUUCACGUUGCUUUGUACCGGCGAUGCCUUCGAUUUUCUCUCCGAGAAGAGCCUCUCCGUCGGUAGGAAAUUCGCAGGUUCUGUUUCCGAAAUCGACACGGACUCCUUCUCUUUGCGUCAGAGCGAAGGCAGCCGUCGUCGACGAGGCGGUUGUCUCCGACGCUGUUGAGAUUAGCUUCUACGAUCUUUUAGGAAUACCGGAGUCGGGGUCUAUGGCGGAGAUUAAGCAGGCGUACAAGCAGUUGGCUCUGAAAUAUCAUCCGGACGUCUCGCCGCCGGAUAGGAUCGAGGAGUAUACCAGAAAGUUCAUCAAGGUUCAGGAGGCGUACGAGACGUUGUCUGAUCCUAGUAUGAGAGCUUUGUAUGAUAGAGACAUGUUGGGAGGCCUUCACCUUGCUUUCUCUUCUCGAAGACGUGGCAACAACGAGGAAAUGGAAGUGAAAAGUGGGUGGAAGAGCCGUUGGCAGGAUCAGCUAUCAGGCUUGAGGAGAAGAAGCAUGAACAAAGAUUCAGGAGCAAGCAUGUCGUGGGGAGCUCGAAUGCGCAGGCAAAGGGACGAGCUUAACGACGACGACGACGACAUGUAAUUUGGUUUCUCCCUUGCUCUAAAACUUUCAACCUUCCUGCACAUAGCUGAUACAAUAUACAAUAGCUGGAUUCAAGAGCUUAAUUAGCACUCUUUAUACACAGCCUACUGAGUACUAGAACUUCUACUUCCACUAUGAAACCCAAAUUGUUUAGAGCCCAAAAAUUGGGAAGUUUUUCAUAGGGAAUGUAAAUCACUAGCAAACUAGUAUUCAAUGUAUAUAUAUAUGGAAAUUAAAAUUUCUCGAGUACUUUGAGUUUCUAAACUGAUCUCAGAA